Messenger RNA from Sardina pilchardus (European sardine), 875 nucleotides. Its product is annotated as histone H2A.Z. The record is from RefSeq and is a predicted model, not a curated record. Gene Ontology annotation, biological process: heterochromatin formation. Lineage: Eukaryota; Metazoa; Chordata; Actinopteri; Clupeiformes; Clupeidae. The transcript is spliced from 5 exons. Gene Ontology annotation, molecular function: DNA binding; protein heterodimerization activity; structural constituent of chromatin. Gene Ontology annotation, cellular component: nucleosome; chromatin. The coding region runs from base 101 to 487 and encodes 128 amino acids.
AGCCCUUCCUAGAUAUAAUGAACACAGAAGGCGGGAUAACUAGUUCAAAUCAAGCUGGAAUAUCGUCUCGCAGGAUUUUGUUUAGUCGCUAAAGAAGAAAAUGGCUGGUGGAAAAGCAGGAAAGGACUCCGGUAAGGCCAGGACAAAGGCCGUUUCGCGCUCACAGAGAGCCGGGUUGCAGUUCCCAGUCGGUCGUAUUCACAGACACCUGAAAUCCAGGACCACGAGCCACGGACGCGUCGGAGCGACCGCUGCUGUUUACAGUGCCGCCAUUCUGGAGUACCUGACUGCUGAGGUGCUUGAGUUGGCAGGAAACGCGUCCAAGGAUCUGAAAGUGAAGCGUAUCACUCCUCGCCACUUGCAGCUCGCCAUCAGAGGAGACGAGGAGUUGGACUCGCUUAUCAAAGCGACCAUCGCCGGUGGCGGUGUUAUUCCACACAUCCACAAGUCCCUGAUCGGAAAGAAGGGCCAGCAGAAGACCGUAUAACUACGUGGAGGAGAUCCGUGAAGGAGAUCCGUGUUGAACUCGCACUCAGGACCUUGAGCUGAACGUGGUUCCCCCCUCCCUCUCAGUUUUGCUGUCUGAAUGUACCUGUAGAUGUGUCGAGGGACCCCCCCCCCAUGUUUUUUCCCCAUUUUAUUAUUUUUAACUAUACCCAAGCAUUGCAUCUACUCAUUCCCCUGGGUGUUUUUAACAACGUGGCUUCAGAGAAGCUGGUUUUCUUUUGUUUUUGUUUUUAAUUGGUGUUUUUAUUUUUUUUGGUACUGUAGUGACAUGAUUAUCCUGUUUUAUUUGUUUUGUGUAAAUUUGGCAUAUGACUUUAUCCAUUUAUAUUUUGGGUUUUUAUGCAAAUAAAGCUCAGAAUUACACUGCC